CUUUGAACAUCGAGGGUUUGCGUAGCAUGCUGCUAACUCUGUUGUCCUCUAAACGGGUGUUUUGARUUUUAUAAUGCUGUAGUUCUUUUACAGAUGUAGAAAGUUAACAUGUAAUGAGCCAGAUAAAACUACAAAAAACAUGUUAAAGGUCGCCUCAUUGUCCGUGCGACGCGGGAGUAAAAUACCUAUUUUCAGGCUGUCGAUCCUUUCAGUCGCGAGGACAGGAGCGCUCAGCCUGACGGGGAGCCCGAACUCAUCACAACACCGGUACUCAGCUGGAGCUCUCUCACCCGGUCCACCGUGGCUCUCCGUGGGCCAUGCCGUCAGAUUUGUGUCCCUGCCAGUCUCCUAUAGUAAAGAAUUCGAGGACUCUUACUCCUCGGACGGACCUGACUGGGAAAACUUCGGCACCUUGUCCAACGAGAUGGCCUCCAGGCGGUGGUUCAAGAAAAGCAGCCCAUAUACGCGAGACCUGCAACACGAAGAAGAUGCUGCUGCUGAGCAGGAAGUUUCAGAGCUGGAGCUGGAGGUGGUGGAUAAAACUCUCAGGACAAGAAGAAGUAGAAAUACUCCUUACUGGUAUUUCUUACAAUGCAAGAAGCUGAUAAAAGAGAAAAAGCUGCAGGAGGCUCUGGAUAUGUUCAGCAACGACAUGCUGAAGGGGGAGAGGCUGCAGCCCAAGGAGUUCAAUUACUCUGUUCUGAUUGGAGGCUGCGGGCGAGCAGGAGAACUCAAAAAGGCCUUCAAACUCUACAAUGAUCUGAAAAAACGAGGUAUGUAUGCUUCAGAUGCGACCUACACAGCUUUGUUCAACGCCUGCGCAGAGGCUCCCUCGAAGCAAGCCGGAUGUCAGCAGGCAAUGAAACUGAAAGAGGAGCUCCGUCUGAAAAACUUCCCCCUGAGCACCAUCAUGUACCACGCUCUCCUCAAGAGUCACGCCAUCACCAACAACCUCCAGGCCUGCGUUCACACUCUGAGGGAGAUGCUUCAGAAAGGCCACGCUGUAACUCAGGAGACGUUUCACUACCUGCUGAUGGGCUGUGUGUCGGACAAAGGAAUAGGGUUCAGGCUGGCUUUACAGAUGUGGCGCCAGAUGCUUCACUCAGGGAUUACUCCUGAUUUGCAGAAUUAUAACCUGCUCUUAAGAGCUGCCAGGGACUGUGGGAUUGGCGAUCCUGCAACAGCCACAAAUAUUCUGCUGAGGCCCGACCAUAACAAGCGAACGAAAACAAAAGGUGGCAGAGGUGUAAUAAACGUCGACCUUCUGGAGAGUCAGCUGUUUCUCCAGCAGGAUCCAAACGGGGGCAGCCAGGGGAAAGAAUCCACCCAUCUGGUACCAGUCAGACAAACGGAAAACGUCCCGCUUCCAGUUGACCCAGAAUCCGAGGCUACGGCACCAAGCCUGCUGGAUCUUUUUGAAGGGAAACCAUGCUCCGUGGUCUCGCUCGGCACUGUGGAUGCUGUGUCCGACAGGCUCGCCCUCAUCGGCGGGGUCGGAGGUUUUCUGGAGAAGUUGGAAGAGAAAAAACUCGGGCCGGAUCUCCGAACUCUGACUCUUCUGGCCGACACGAUGGAGCCGAGCCACCAGGCUCUGCAGCUGCUGUUAAAGUCUGCCAAACAGCAUCGGGUGAAGCUCGACUGCGCGUUUUUCAACACCGUGAUUCGCAACAUGGCCAGAAGAAGUAGCUUGGAGGACGCAAAGGCUGUGCUUGCUGUGAUGCGAGAGCGUAACGUGAGUGUGAACACGCAAACGUUCGGAAGUCUGGCUUUAGCCUGUUUUAAACAGGAGGAAGGCCUUCAGCUGCUGAAAGACAUGCAGGAAGUGGGACUGAAACCCAACAUUUUUGUGUUCUCUGCUCUGAUUGGCCGAGCAACUAAAAGACUGGAUUAUGUCUAUCUCAAAACGCUUCUGAAAAAAAUGCAAGACUUGAGCGUGUGGCCCAAUGAGGUCAUAAUCAAGAAUCUGGAGUUUGCUGCACAGUAUCCUCCCAACUACGACAAGUUCAAGUCCAGAGACAGGUACCUGCUCCACAUAGAUGCUUUUCGUGGUUACUACCAGGAGUGGCUGACAUACAUGCCUUCCAUGAUGGCCAAGGAGGAGAAGUUGGAGUCGAAGACUGCAGUGCUGACCCCAGUCGUUGCAGAUGGACUGACAGAAGCCGAGAGGAAACAGAGAGCAGCAGCCAGGAGGUUCAAGUCUCGCCACGGAGGCAAGAAGUGCCUAAACGCACCAGCUUUGUAAGAACCACAAAAAUAAAGUGGCUUAUGUGCUUUUAUUUUCUUAAAUUCUAAUAAACUUGAUCCAUUUAACUCUU
Molecule: messenger RNA, 2315 nt
Organism: Austrofundulus limnaeus
Lineage: Eukaryota; Metazoa; Chordata; Actinopteri; Cyprinodontiformes; Rivulidae
Gene: ptcd1
Product: pentatricopeptide repeat domain 1
Exons: 8
Coding region: 140-2242 (700 amino acids)
Biological process (GO): tRNA 3'-end processing
Cellular component (GO): mitochondrial matrix
Molecular function (GO): tRNA binding; protein binding
Source: RefSeq, a predicted model, not a curated record